AUGGACGUGAUGAAAGAAAUGAUAGAGAACAUACUCAACUUCCUCGUCAAUCUCACGUCGGAUUUAAGUGGCUUCCCCACUCCGAAGAUUCCAACGAUCAGGGCCAACUCUUCAACUGAUGACCAUCCUCAAAUCAAUAACUUCACCACCAACCAACGACCAGUGGACCAGGAGGCAGAUUCUCUAGUGGAAAGCUUGUGCGAGCUUCUACACCUCUCAAAGGAUCAACGAGUGAAAACGUUUGCUGCAAUCAAUCAGAUAGAUCUAGACGCAUGUUUGGCCCCUUCGCGCAAUCAAGCCUUGAAAACAUCAGUGGUGUCCAUAAACAAUGUCACGUUUACCGAAGACGACAUGAUGGCAGAGGAAGGUCACAAAAUGACCCUGCAUGUUACCACACGCAUCAAAGGUUCAGAAUUCAAGAGAUCUCUUAUCGACACUGGAGCAUCCUCGAAUGUCAUAACUCUUAAAACUCUCAGGACAGCCAGGGUUCGACCAGACAAAUUCACACGGCAGCCUACCACAAUGACGGACUUCGACGGAAACCAAACCAAUACAUACGGGUAUGUCAACUUGAAUAUAUCAGUAGGGCAUAUCCAGUCAAAAGUAAAAUUCGAAGUGAUAGAGAAAGAGCCAGAGUACCAUAUGAUAUUGGGAAGACCAUGGCUUCAUGAUAAUAAGAUUGUCCCGUCGACAUAUCACCAAUGCCUGAAAACCACUAUGAAUGAAGAAGUUGUUCGAAUACCCGCGUCAUUAUCUCCUUAUGCACCGAUUUGUGGUGUAGAACUGUUCGAACCAAAGGGGAAUCCACAACGAUUAUCAAACAAGGUCACCUCUGAAGGAAUCAAGGUCGACCCAACCAAAACCCAAGCUAUUCUUACGAUGCCUCAUCCACAAACUAUGAAAGAACUCCAAAGCUUCAUGGGAAAGGUAAACUAUAUCCGACGUUUUAUACCUGGUUUGGCCCAACUUAUCGUUGCAUUCACUCCCCUGUUGAAGAAUGGGACAAGCUUCAUUUGGAGUACAAAGAAACAAGAAGCAUUUCAGAAGAUCCAGCAAAUAUUGUCGUCACCCGCCGUUAUGAAAUCCCCCAUGCAAGGAAGAGCGUUAUGCCUUUACAUCUCUUCUAGUGACACUGCUGUCGGGGCCCUCCUUGCUCAGGAAGAUGAUGAGGGGAUUGAACAUCCUAUAUACUACUUCAGCCGUACAUUGAGAGAUGUUGAACUCAGAUACCCCAAAGCAGAGAAAGCAUGCUUGGCGUUAGUUCACGCUGUGCAGAAAUUCAGACAUUAUCUACUGUCGAACAAGCAAGCGGUGGCAGAUCUUCUAGCAGCGUUCCCAGGAGAAGGAACCACCGCGCUACAUGAAGACCUUCCUGGAGAAUUUCCCGAAAUCUCUUUUAUCGAAAAGGAGGCAUGGCUAUUGUAUUUCUACGGUUCUUCUACGCCUAGCAAUAAUAUCGUAGGAGCUGGCAUAGUUCUAGUGUCUCCAACGGGAGAAGUCUUUUCGCAUUCUUUCAAGUUGGACUUCCAAUGCACCAACAAUUCGGCAGAAUACGAAGCUUUCCUCAUAGGAUUGUCACUAGCCAAACAAGCAGGAGCCAUACACCUGGAAGUAAGAGGUGACUCUAAGUUGAUGGUCAAUCAGAUGAAUGGAGUCUACUCACUCAAGGAGGUAAUACUGGACCCUUAUAGAUCCGAGGCGCAAAAACUAUUGAACUACUUUUCCGAUGUGACCAUAACCCAUAUUGGCCACAAUAACAACAAACACGCCGAUUGCCUAGCCAUAUUGGCUUCGAAGCUGCAAUUUGAAGGUUUGGAAGAAACUUUGAUUGUGAGGAGAUGGACUAUAGCGUCGACAUGGCUUGCAGAAUCUAAAGAUACUAAAACUGACGAUUGGAGGACUCCAAUCGUUCAAGAGUUAAACAGUUCACUCUCCCAAGGAAAGGUCAGUCUCAAAACCCUGCAAAUAUUUUUCAUGCUUCAUGGAGUGUUUUACCACCGAAAUCCAGAUGGGUCUCUGUCAAGAUGUCUUAGAGACGAGGAAGCGCAACUACAACUUAACCGCAUUCACAACGAAAUUUGCGGACAAACGUUGGUAGUGACUCUUUACCGACGUCUCCAACGCCUUGGCUUCUACUGGCCAGAUAUGGAGACUCAAUCUCGAUCGCUCCAAGGGUCUUUCUCCAAUUGUCAAAUACCGCCACACCAAUUGGAUGUUUUCAACGUGAACCACACUGGGGACUGGCGAGAGCCGUAUGUCAAUUACUUUCGAGACGGAGUACUCCCUGCAAGCAAGAAGGACGCAGCCAAAAUGAAGCAACGAGCCAAGAGAUUCGUAUUUCAUGAAGGAAUCAUGUACCGUAAAAGCUUUGGAGGCGACAUAUUACGGUGCCUGUCCGAGGUGGAGAUCUCGAUUCUGAUGAGAAAUGCACGAAGGCGAACACCAGUGAAAGAAAAAGCUAUUUCUCCAAAUACACGAGAAAUACUAUUGGCCAACCAUGGAAGACGAUCUGGGGACUUGACAUCAUUGGGAAGGUCAACCCGCCAUCGUCAAAACAGCACGAGUUCACAACCGCAACGGAGUAUUUUACCAAGUGGGUUGAAUCCAUUCCUUUACGAGGUACGAAAAUUGCUCGAAGAAUAUGCAAUUAAGCAGGUAUUCUCUACCAUCUACUACCCCCAAGGGAACGGGCAAGCCGAAAGUACCAACAAAACCUUAAUUCGGAUUCUCAGUCGAACAGUGCAUGAUCACCCUAGAACAUGGCACGAACAGCUACCAAUGGCAUUAUGGGCGUAUCGGAUGGCACCUAGGGGUUCUACCGGCGUUUUCCCUUACUCACUCGUCUACGGUGCGGACGCGAUUCUCUCGGCAAAGAUUAAAAUUCCGUCAGCCAGGAUUGCAGCAGCGAGUAGGGUCCGCUGGAAUGAAGCCGAAGCAUCGAGCUCCAGGAUUGCCGAGUUGGACAUCCUAGACUCUAGGAGAGAUAAAUCAGAGGAACGUACUCAAACAUAUAAAAGCAGGAUCUUCAGAGCGUAUGACAAAGCUGUAAAACCAAGAGUUUUCAAAGUGGAAGAUUUAGUUUUGAAGACUGCCAGGCACAUUCAGAAAGACAUGUCUGCAUCAAAAUUCUCUCCGAAAUGGGAAGGUCCCUACGUGAUCACCAAGGCUUAUAACACUGGCUACUACAAGAUUAUUAAAGAGGAUGGUGGUAAAUUAGAAGCAGUCAUCAACGGAAAAUGGCUCAAGGCAUACUAUGCCUGA
Papaver somniferum (opium poppy) is the source of this 3261-nucleotide messenger RNA. RefSeq lists its product as uncharacterized. The record is from RefSeq and is a predicted model, not a curated record. Lineage: Eukaryota; Viridiplantae; Streptophyta; Magnoliopsida; Ranunculales; Papaveraceae. The coding region runs from base 1 to 3261 and encodes 1086 amino acids. Gene Ontology annotation, molecular function: nucleic acid binding; RNA-DNA hybrid ribonuclease activity. The transcript has 5 exons.